Messenger RNA from Ilex paraguariensis (yerba mate), 2049 nucleotides. Lineage: Eukaryota; Viridiplantae; Streptophyta; Magnoliopsida; Aquifoliales; Aquifoliaceae. The record is from the annotation of a GenBank genome assembly.
GAUAUUUUGGUGUUUCUAGUUUUGCAAUGGAACCCAAAUCGCCUUCAAAAUCGAAACUUCCAACCGUGGGAUUUAUUCAUAAUCGCCGAGUACUUAAAACCGGUAUAACCCUUUUCGUGGUUUUGCUGUUAGUAGCUAUUGCCUAUUAUUUGAUGUUUAGACCUGAAAUGGCUUACAAUGUGCCAAAAAGUUCGUAUUUUACUGUUGUAAUUGAUUGUGGAAGCACUGGGACAAGAGUUAAUGUCUAUGAAUGGACUGUAAGUAGCGGGGUAAGUCACCGGAACUUGCCCAUUUUGCUACAUUUUUAUCCUGAUAAUUCGACCAGACGUGAUUUUCGGGAAGUUGGUUGUCAAUAUCACUGCAUGCAAACGGAGCCUGGUUUAGAUAAAUUUGUUGGUAAUGCUUCUGGGGUGAGGGCUUCCUUGGAGCCAUUGAUUCUCUUGGCGGAACAAUGGGUGCCUUUGGAUAGACGUAGAGAUACUCCUAUUUUUGUUCUAGCUACUGCUGGAAUGAGGAGGUUGACCAUGGAGGAUGUUGGUCGAGUUUUGGUAGAUGUAGAGGCUAUUGUAAAAGCACAUGACUUUAUGUAUAGAAAAAGUUGGGUUCGGGUGUUGAGUGGGAAAGAAGAAGCUUAUUAUGGUUGGGUUGCGUUGAACUUUAAAAUGGGGACGUUUGGGAAUUUUUUAAGGUCAUCCACAUUGGGACUUUUAGAUUUAGGAGGUUCUUCGUUACAAGUGGUGAUGGAAAUAGAUGACACUAGAGAGGAUGAACAAGUUUUAAGGUCAAAGGUUGGCUCAGUUGAAAAUUGGAUUGCAGCGUACUCAUUGCCUGCUUUUGGUCUGGGUGAAGCUUUUGAUAGGACUAUUGUUAUGCUCAGUCAUACUCAGGCAUUGAGAGAAACUGCUGGUGGCACAUUUGAAGUUAGUCAUCCUUGUCUCGGUUCCAGUUUUGUGCAAAAUUACACUUGUCGUGGUUGCUUCGUGGUAAAUUCCAAGGAUUCAGAAAAUUUAAGUAGUCAAAUGAGAGAGAGUUUUUUUAAUCCAAUAAUUCUGGUUGGAGAGCCAAACUGGGAGCAGUGCAAAAUACUUGCAAGAGCUGCUUCCAUCAAUUCAAGCAGUUCAAAUUGGUCACCUCUAAUAGAUCAUUCCAAUUGCACAGGCAAUAACAUACUCAAUUUGACAAGAAGUACCCACCCAACUGCACGCUUUCAUGCUCUAUCUGGAUUUUUUGCAGUUUACAACAUGUUAAAUUUGAGCCCAAGCGCGAACCUGACUAAGAUUUGGGAAAAAGGUGAGGAGCUAUGCUCAAGAUCAUUGGCUGACUUGACCAGCAUUUCUGAAAACCGACAUUAUGCUGGACAAUAUUGCUUCAAACUGCCCUAUAUGGCAUCACUUAUUGAGGAUGCUUUGCGUCUUAAAGAAACCGAGAUAGUGUUUGGCCCUGGUGACGUUUCUUGGACAUUAGGAGCUGCACUGAUUGAGGGGGAAUACCUAUGGCUUGGUACUACCAAGGCUCGGAGUGGCAUUUUAACUCGAACCCUAGGAAAUAAUGGGGCAAUUUUAUCCCCCAUUUUUUUGUUUGUUAUACUUUUAUUCCUUAUAUCAAUUGUUUACUGCAGUCNGUGUCUUAAAGAAACCGAGAUAGUGUUUGGCCCUGGUGACGUUUCUUGGACGUUAGGAGCUGCACUGAUUGAGGGGGAAUACCUAUGGCUUGGUACUACCAAGGCUCGGAGUAGCAUUUUAACUCGAACCCUAGGAAAUAAUGGGGCAAUUUUAUCCCCCAUUUUUUUGUUUGUUAUACUUUUAUUCCUUAUAUCAAUUGUUUACUGCAGUCAGAUCAAGCUACCCAUGCUAGGCAGGAAGGUUGCUGCUGUUGGGGCAUCUCUUCCAUCUUAUACAUGCACCAAGCACCGCCCAAUCUAAUUUUUUGGCUGGCAUAUGUGCACUGGUUGCUAAAAAGGGUGUUAAUUUUUUAGACAAUUUUGGUAAAAACUUUGUUCUGUGGAUUUGGGUUGAGGUUAGAGAUUGCUUGCGGGAUGAUAGCUUGACC